Molecule: messenger RNA, 1056 nt
Organism: Etheostoma cragini (Arkansas darter)
Lineage: Eukaryota; Metazoa; Chordata; Actinopteri; Perciformes; Percidae
Gene: pxmp4
Product: peroxisomal membrane protein 4
Exons: 4
Coding region: 138-776 (212 amino acids)
Cellular component (GO): peroxisomal membrane
Source: RefSeq, a predicted model, not a curated record
GACCUGUGAGAGGCAGUAAUGUGCCACAACGCAUCUAGUCUACCGGAAAUCAGAAGAAGAAGACUUUUUCGCUGUGACGUAAACCCAUCAUGAAAAUCAUAUGGUUUUGUCCCUUGUCAGCUGUAUGAUUGGAAGUCAUGGCAGGUCCUGAUCUGACAAAAACGCUUCUGUAUACCGUCAAUUAUCUGCUGCAGCAAGAGAAGUACAAAGCGGCAUUGGCAGUGUUGAAAGGAUUCAGAAAUGGCGCCGUUUAUGGGGCCAAAAUCAGAGCUCCACAUGCUCUGGUAAUGACAUUUCUGUUUAGAAGUGGCAGUUUGAAGGACAAGCUCAAAGCCAUUUUAAAGGCCACGUACACCCACUCCCGCAACCUGGCAUGCUUUGUGUUUACAUACAAAGGCCUGCAAAGCUUGCAGGAGAAGUGCCAGGGGAAAAGUUUGCAGUCUCACUCCUUUCUGGCUGCAUGUGUUGGAGGAUGGUUAGUGUUUGGAGAUAACAACAACAUCAAUAGCCAGAUCAACAUGUACUUGCUGUCCAGGAUCCUGUUCGCCCUGUCUCGGCUGGCUGUAGAGAAAGGUUUUAUCCCCCAGCCCAAACAUGACCCUUUCCCACUCUUCGCCACCCUGGUGUGGGGUAUUGUCUUGUGGCUGUUUGAGUAUUACCCUCAUACCCUCCAGCCCUCCCUGCAGUCCUCAAUGAACUACCUCUACCAUGACAGCAAUGUGUGGCAUGACAUAACAGACUUCCUUGUUUAUAAUAAGCCAAGGACUGCUGCUUAGAAAUGAAGUUUUAGUUUUCUUCACAAUGGACCAGCUCUCUAAAAUUCGUGAAAAUCAUUAUUUUUUAUAAUUAUUCAUAUUCUAAAUAUGGUUGAAUGUUGCCUUUUUAAAAUUGUUGUUAGAUUAUAGUUUUAACUGUAGGGCUCUAUUUGGUUUAAUGUUUGAUUUAUUGACAUUUGUGUAUCUUGUGUGCCAACUUGCAUAACAUUAUUAUUAUUAGACAAAAUCUGUUUUAAAUAGCCAUAUCUGUAUCUUCCUAGUAUGAUUUUUUUUUUUUUGU